Molecule: messenger RNA, 765 nt
Organism: Rhodotorula toruloides NP11
Lineage: Eukaryota; Fungi; Basidiomycota; Microbotryomycetes; Sporidiobolales; Sporidiobolaceae
Product: C2H2 type zinc finger domain protein, putative
Exons: 4
Coding region: 1-765 (254 amino acids)
Source: RefSeq, a predicted model, not a curated record
AUGGCAGACUCCCAUAAACGCCCUCGCUCGGCGUCUGGCUCGUCAGCUUCGUCCGACUCGUUGUCUGCGCCGCCCUCUCCCUCGACCAAGGUCUACCGGUCGUCGUCCCCCUCACAAAGUGCCGCAACAGGUCGCAGUGGACCUGCACGCUCCCGCCCACGUGCGACCGCACCCCCUCGACCUUCUCCUCCUCCUCCUCCCUCGAAGCGCACCACCGCGUCUACCAUGCCUUCGUACAGGGAGGACGGGAGGAAGGAGAGGAUUUGCGGCAGGGUCUUUCCGGACGAGAGGAUGUUGCAGCUGCAUUUGACGGAAUGUCACGAUGAGCUUGCGCAGCUCAAGCACGAGCGAGGGGAUAAGAUCUUCGCCUGCUUCCUCCCUUCCUGCACCCAACUCUUCUCCACCCCGAAGAACCGCCGACUCCACCUCAUCGCUCAGCACGGUUACCCCUCGCAGUACUACUUCUCGGUCACGGUCUGGGGCGUCGAGAACGUGCUGAAGAAGGGUGGAGGGAUGGUUAGGCGGGAGUGGAAGCCGCGAGACGGGCAGGAACGAGGGAGAGGAAGCUCGGAGGAGGCGAUGGGAUUGCCGCCUUCCCCUGCGCAGGAGCGGCACCAAUCGCCGCCGCACCUCGAACCGUCUCCGCCUCCAAUCGUCACCUCGUCCGCCGAUGUCGACGACCUCGCUGCCGCGCUCUCCGGCACGAGCAUCUCGCUUGUACCCCGUUCGGUCCGCCUCGCAUGCAAGAAUAAAAUGCAGAUGUAG